GCCCGGGACUGGUCAUGACAAAGCAGGAGUUCAAGGAGAGCCUGGAGGCGUCCCUCUCCUGGAUGCGGGUCGUCCAGGAGAGGCUGAAGGCCAACGACAACACACAGGGGCCCCGUGACGCUCUGGAGGGCCGACUCAGGGAGACAGAGAAAAUCCACCACUCGGUGCAUGAGGGCCGUCUGAAGAUGGACAAGGCGCUGGUGGCAGCUGAGAACCUAUUGAAGAGCGAAGAUGAAGAGCUGAGGAACCACACCCACGCUAAGCUCAAAGACCUGAAAAGCCUGUGGGAGGAGACCUCCACCUACAUCAUCCACUGUCACAG
Molecule: messenger RNA, 322 nt
Organism: Notothenia coriiceps (black rockcod)
Lineage: Eukaryota; Metazoa; Chordata; Actinopteri; Perciformes; Nototheniidae
Product: nesprin-3-like
Exons: 2
Source: RefSeq, a predicted model, not a curated record